AUGAGGCCCGCUGGCGGUUGCCGCGGGAGCGGGCUGCUGGUUCUCGGCCUCGCGCUCUGGGUCUCGGCGGCGCUGCUGCUCCGUGGCUGCGCGGGGCAGCAAGCGGAGGAGGACGGCGCGGACGCCCCGGCGGCGGCGGCGGCAACGGCCCCCAUGGAGGAGAAGGAGCGCAGGGCCCUGUACGCCACCAUCGAGAGCUUCGUCGCCAAGGGGUGGAACGGCUCCGGGCUCUACCACGACCCCUGUUGGUCUCCCAUCCAGCGGAGCGUGAAGGACGAGGCCAGUGAGUCGUGCGAGUGGGUGUCUCCGGGGUGA
This is a messenger RNA of Miscanthus lutarioriparius, 315 nucleotides long. The record is from the annotation of a GenBank genome assembly. Lineage: Eukaryota; Viridiplantae; Streptophyta; Magnoliopsida; Poales; Poaceae.